Molecule: messenger RNA, 789 nt
Organism: Tauraco erythrolophus (red-crested turaco)
Lineage: Eukaryota; Metazoa; Chordata; Aves; Musophagiformes; Musophagidae
Source: RefSeq, a predicted model, not a curated record
ACACACGGGAGCUGCAGCUUUUGCACUUCUGGGUCCUCUUGGGAAUCUACCUGGCUGCCCUCCUGGCUAAUGGUCUCAUCAUCAUCACUGUAGCCUGUGACCACCAUCUCCACACCCCCAUGUACUUCUUCCUCCUCAGUCUCUCCCUCCUUGACCUGGGCUCCAUCUCCACCACUGUCCCCAAAAACAUGGCCAAUUUCCUGUGGGACACCAGGGACAUUUCCUACGCAGGAUGUACUGCACAGGUCUUACUGCUUUUCCUCUUGCUUUGGAGCAGAAUUUGCUCGUCUCAUUGUCACGUCUGCCACGGCAAUGCCCUGGACCAGUUCUUCUGUGAAAUCCCCCAGAUCCUCAAGCUCUCCUGCUCACACUCCUACCUCAGGGAAGUUGGGCUUCUUCUGGUUGGUGCCUGUUUAGCAUUUGGGUGUUUUAUGUUCAUUGUGGUGUCGUAUGUGCAGAUCUUCAGGGCCGUGCUGAGGAUCCCCUCUGAGCAGGGACGGCACAAAGCCUUUUCCACGUGCCUCCCUCACCUGGCCGUGGUCUCCCUGUUUCUCAGCACGGCCAUCUUUGCCCACCUGAAGCCCCCCUCCAUCUCCUCUCCAGUUCUAGACCUAGUGGUUGCAGGGCUGUACUCAGUGGUUCCUCCAGUAGUGAAUCCUCUCAUCUACAGCAUGAGGAACCAGGAACUCAAGGAUGCCCUACGGAAACUGAUGGGCCAGUGCCUGAAGAUAGCGCUCUUCCAUCAAUGCUGCUUCCAAGAAAAUGUCCAAGGAAUUGGUCUUUUAAACA